AUGGAUUUCCUGAAUCGCCCAGAACAGUCCUCGUGUUCCGACCCAGACAACUCCAACCAGAUCCUCUUCUCCCACCAAAAUAUAUCACCUGACUUCUGUGCAUACUCGCCCAUUCUGGACAAGUCUGCCGUGGUCAAGGAGUACUGGUGCCGUGAAAUAGAGCGAGCCACCAAGAAUCCACUCAACUUCAAGAGCGUCAAACUCCCCCUGGCCAGAAUCAAGCGCCUUAUGAAGGUUGAGGAGGAGGUGAAGAUCAUCGCCCAGGAAGUCCCGGUGCUCUUUGCGCUGACUACCGAGAAGUUCAUCGAGGAGCUGACGAUCCGCGCCUGGAUGCACACGAAGGAGGGAAAGAGGAAGAUUCUGCAGGGAUCCGACAUCCUGAAGGCCGUCAGGACGACCAGAAGCUACGACUUCGUGAACCAGCUGAUAAUCGAGGGCAACAAGGAUAUCCUCAAGAAGAUAGGCAAGGGAGAAUAA
Messenger RNA from Enterospora canceri, 477 nucleotides. NCBI's taxonomy places the organism in Eukaryota, Fungi, Microsporidia, Enterocytozoonidae. The record is from the annotation of a GenBank genome assembly.